This is a messenger RNA of Odocoileus virginianus texanus, 4834 nucleotides long. Lineage: Eukaryota; Metazoa; Chordata; Mammalia; Artiodactyla; Cervidae. The record is from RefSeq and is a predicted model, not a curated record.
GGUAUUAGUUAUUGGGAAAUCAGGUCAUGAAAGAAAAUACCAAAGAACCAUUGGAAGGUUUCUCCUUUUAAUUUUAUUAUUUUUAGCAGCUUGCAUAAAAGUUAAUAUGCCAGCCUGGUAUUAGGAAAAUUUUGUUUUUCUUGGCUCUGGUGAUUUCCUAUUAUGUGUGAGUAAAUCAGUGAUAAUAAUAAAAACAUUGAGGCAUUGUAGAUUUUUAUUUCACUCUUCCUGCUAAUUAUGGGUGUAGCAAACAUGACAGAAAUCCUUAGGAAUACUGUAGCCGAUACAAGGAAAUUUAGUGAGCUUAUAUAGCUAAUAAGUAAUUUGCUAUAUCCAGUGAAUAUAUCUUGCCUUGUUUGAGAAUUAACAAAAUUGAAUAAUCUCGGUUAAUGAAAAAUUUACCUUUUUUGUUGACUAGUAACAUCCAUUGCCCUGUAGAAAAUUAAUAUAUUUCUGUUCUCCUUGUUAUUUGGAGAAUCAGUUAAAGCUUUAGGUAUUUUCUUUUGAUCACAUUUUAAGAGCAUAUUGGCUUAUUAUUAAAGAUUUUGGGGAUUUGUACCAUGACUGUUUUGAAAGAAAAAAUUAUAAUGUAUGACAAAGUGGUGGAGACCUUUGAAGAAUGUAUUGAAGGAACUUUAAAUAUUUAAAGAAAAAAGUGGUUGCAUGGAAACAGAAGUAUGUCAGGUUUUUGUAUCCUAGACUGUGUCCUAAUACUUGGGCUUCAUCUGGUCCAUUAUAAGUCUUAAUUGUUUUUGUUGAUGCUAUGCAUGUACAUUAUUGGGAAUAAAAGCUUUGUAAAAUUCACCCUUAAAUGUGAAGCCAUAUUCUGGAUACCACAGAAGUAUGAUACAUUUUAUGUUACUUCCACGGAAAUAACCAUUUUAUAAUGCUUUUUAAGUUAAGCCCAUCCACAGUGAUGGCCGCAGCCUUACCCAGGACCCUGGGGGAGUUGCAGCUGUAUAGAAUAUUACAAAAAGCCAACCUGCUUUCUUAUUUUGAUGCCUUUAUCCAACAAGGUGGUGAUGAUGUCCAGCAACUCUGUGAAGCUGGAGAAGAGGAGUUCUUGGAGAUCAUGGCCCUCGUGGGCAUGGCUAGCAAGCCCCUUCAUGUUAGAAGGCUGCAGAAGGCUUUGAGAGACUGGGUUACAAACCCUGGCCUUUUCAAUCAGCCACUGACGUCUCUGCCUGUCAGUAGCAUACCCAUCUAUAAGUUACCAGAGGGCUCACCGACAUGGCUGGGAAUAUCCUGCAGCAGUUAUGAAAGGAACAGCAGUUCCCGAGAACCUCAUUUAAAAAUCCCCAAGUGUGCUGCCACCACGUGCGUGCAGAGCUUGGGACAGGGGAAGUCAGACGUGGUAGGCAGCUUAGCACUGCAGAGUAUCAGUGACUCCCGACUCUGGCAGGGCCACCACGCCUCCGAGAGCGAGCACAGCCUCUCCCCGGCGGACCUUGGCUCCCCGGCUUCCCCGAAAGAAAGCAGCGAGGUGCUGGAUGCUGCUGCUGCACUCUCGGUAGCCGAGUGUGUGGAGCGGAUGGCCCCCACGCUGCCAAAAAGUGACUUGAACGAAGUUAAAGAGCUGCUGAAAACCAACAAGAAGUUGGCCAAGAUGAUUGGUCACAUCUUUGAGAUGAGUGAUGACGAUCCACACAAAGAAGAGGAAAUUCGAAAAUACAGUGCAAUAUAUGGCAGAUUUGAUUCGAAGAGAAAGGAUGGGAAACACCUCACACUUCAUGAGCUCACCGUUAAUGAAGCGGCUGCUCAGCUCUGUGUAAAGGAUAAUGCCCUGCUGACAAGAAGAGAUGAACUUUUUGCCCUGGCCAGGCAGAUUUCUCGAGAAGUCACCUAUAAAUAUACUUACAGAACCACCAAGUCAAAAUGUGGAGAGAGAGAUGAAUUAUCCCCGAAGAGAAUUAAAGUAGAGGAUGGGUUUCCAGAUUUCCAGGACUCUGUGCAGACACUCUUCCAGCAGGCUAAAGCUAAGAGUGAGGAGCUCACUGCUCUUAGCUCACAGCAGCCUGAAAAGGUGAUGGCAAAGCAGAUGGAGUUCCUUUGCACCCAAGCUGGCUAUGACCGGCUGCAGCAUGCUGAAAGAAGACUGUCUGCAGGACUGUACAGGCAGAGCUCAGAUGAGCACAGCCCUAACGGUCUGACUUCAGACAGUGCCGAGGGACAAGGAGAAAGACCUCUGAAUCUCCGAAUGCCUAAUUUACAGAACAGACAACCCCAUCAUUUUGUGGUGGAUGGGGAGCUGAGUAGACAUUACUCCAGUGAGGCACAGUCCCACUCAUCAGAGAGCCUUGGGAUUUUAAAAGACUACCCUCACUCAGCUUUUACUUUGGAAAAGAAAGUCAUCAAAACAGAGCCUGAAGAUUCAAGAUAGCUGUGAUUCUUCACUGUUCUCUGGAAACGGCAUCAGAGCUAAGGAUAAUGCUCCAUCAUAGAAAUAAGCCUUAAUAACCAAUGUUGCCUCAUUCAGCACAAACAGAUUUCAUAGCCAAAGCAUAAGGACUGAUACAGUAGUCUGGAAACCAGGAAGACAAAACUACAGCCACAAAGGAGUAAAUUGAGAGAAUGUUGCAAUCUGUAACAGAAGUACUGAUCCACAUUCCUGUGUAAGUCAUUUUAUGUGGAAAGGCUUACAAAUUAAUACUGUAAGCAUUCAUUAUUUAAGAAUGUACAAUGUAUUUGUGUAAUUUAUAGAAGUAAAAUCUAGAUGUUGAGACCUGUUUGGACCAAUAGAUGUGGAUAAAGUUUAUUUUACUUGAAAUUUCAUUGUCCGCUUUAAGUGUUUUACAUAAAUAUUAUUGUAUGUCAGAGUUUAGAAUCUUUGCAGUUAUAAAAAAGAAAGUUUAAGUGAUGUAGUUGUUGGCAAGGUUGUAAAUGACUUUGGAAAAAUGGAAAGGAGAUACUCAAUUUAAGCCAAGGAAAAUAUUGUAGUUUUAAUAUCUGAUAAAACUGAUUUUGUUUAAAUAGGAAAUGUCUCAUUUCUUAGCAGUCAGAUGUCAUUUUUACUGGCUUAAUUAGGCAAUAGUUAAUAAAUACUGGAGUAAAGUUAAAAAGAUGAGCAAUAGAGUAGAAAAAUCUCUCCUACCUGGUUGAUCCAGGUUGCGUUCUGUGAUAGCUACUUAAAGGGUAACGAAAAUACGAAGCUGCUCCUUGGACAGAGAACCUGAAAUAGAUGGACCGAUGCACAAAAGCCUUGACUUAAACACUGUUAUUUCAGAACGUGUUAUAGAUUGAGACAUAGUUAAGUUAAUCCUAAAUGUGAUAAGAAUGAUGACUGUUAACAAAGGCUAUAUAUAUAGUAGAGUAAGCACUGUUUUAUAUCCAGAAAUUCCUGUACGUAGAAAAUCCUUUUCUACAUACCAGAGUCAGAGAAGCUAGAUGGUUCUCCCUGGGGAACAUCUUCCCAUCCAAACUGUUCACAGUUGUGGACGACCGGUGCAUCCACAUUUGCAGGCAUAUUUCUAUGGAGGUUUAGUUGACGCCUAUAUUCAUUAUUUAUUUUACAAUUUCAUUUUUGUAUACUUUUUGGAUUUAUGAAUGCAGUUUUUUCUUAAAACUCAGUUUAACUUGAAAAUCGGUUUUAAUUCUCCCUGUUUAGUUAGUGGGCUGUAUACAUAUAUAUGAGUGUGCUUAAAUGUUAAUAACAUACUUGCAUACUUACCAGAAUUUCCCAUUGGAAUCCAUAGUGAAAAACAAAUACUACUUCUACCAAUGUAUGUUUUUUCUGUUGGCUUAAGAGGAGAAGAUGUUUGACAGCUUUACCUCCUUCCUCCAGAUUUAAACCCAGAUAUUGCCCAGGAGAGUGUAUUGACUUGGAAUUGGAAUAUGUGUUUUUUGUUUUCAAUUCUGCUCUAGGUCAUAACGGAAUAAAGAAUAUUAAGUUGUAGUCUAUUAUAUUAAAAUUCGUCAGCCAGAUGUCAGAUGAAAUGUCUGCAUUGUAGUCCCGGAUCACUGUCACAUAUGUAAUUCCUUUUUCGUGUGGAUUUGUAGAAUAGCUUUACAGUAGAGACACCAGUAAACAACUUUUAUACUGUUAAAAGGCUUUUUUCCCCUUCUUAAAUGUUUUAAUUGUACCAUAGUGUUUUGCCCACUGAAGAAGCUUUUUAUGGACCUUGCAACUUUGUUGCUAGCUUGAGGUUGAUAAUUGUGGUUGUUCACUGUAUGUAGAAAUAGUAUGAAUAUGAUUUACAUAGAUUGUUCAGUUUUUAAUAUUAGCCAUAGAACUGGUUAGUAUCUCAGUAGUUUCAUGAAACGUUUCCUGUAUUCUAAUCUAUUUUGAGAAAUUUUGUGGGUUUUUUUUUAUUGUGUCUUAUAGUUCAAGUUUGUAGAUUUUAAUAAGCAACAGUUUUUAAAGAUGUGAUAAAUCUUCCAACUAAUAUUUAUCUGUCUUUCAUGACCACACAAACUGCACCUUUAAAUCCAUGAAUAAGUUUCCUUAAGUAUCAUCCUUCUCUGGUCUUCCUGUGCUGGGUGAUAGGGGGAAGCACAAGAAAAAUUUCAGUAGAAUCCAGUUUUUAUUUUGUAAACACUAAUGUAUUAAACUUGCUAUACAUUGAAGCAAAUAAUAUAUAUUUUUAUUUGAAUUGUAUAUAUGAAUUGGAUGUUAUAACUAGUCGAUUUUUUUCACUGUGUUAGAGGUAUUUUCACUGAACAAGGUCAAUUGGUUACCUCAGUAUUACAGCCAAUAUAGUCCAAGGGACCAUCUCUCUCAAGUCUCCUGUUGUACUUUAUUAUGUGAAGCCCUCGUUUCUGUGACUCUCAAAGCUGUUGGUGAGGUGGGAUGAGUGCACUUGCUUCCUGUGGCAAUAAAGACUUCGUGUGCCUCACA